Messenger RNA from Musa acuminata AAA Group (dessert banana), 1175 nucleotides. RefSeq lists its product as uncharacterized. Gene Ontology annotation, biological process: shoot system development; root development. The record is from RefSeq and is a predicted model, not a curated record. The transcript has a single exon. The coding region runs from base 96 to 1052 and encodes 318 amino acids. Lineage: Eukaryota; Viridiplantae; Streptophyta; Magnoliopsida; Zingiberales; Musaceae.
CCACAGCCUGUGUGCAUCGGCAGCUCCCACACCGACACACUCAAUCUUAUAUACGCUUGCAGUUGCUAAACAAGAAGAAGAAGAAGAAGAAGAAGAUGGUCGUAGGAAAGUUCAGGCGCUCAGAAACCUUUCCGGCCCCGAAGCCUGCAGGGGGCCGCGCCGCCGCCGCCAAGAGCUCCUUCCGCACCCGAUGCAUCAGUCUCCCCUCCCGCUCCCACCCCAUCGCCACCCACCUCGCCGACGACCUCCAUGCCAUCCGGUCGUGGCCCCCUGCCCCAUCUUCCUCCUCGGCUGCUGUCCACUGGCUCUCCGACGGCCUCGCCCGACUUCACCUCCUCCUUGCGGGGCUCUCCGACGUCCUCCAGCUUCCCCAGGCCCACGACCCCCUCCGAUGCCGCCACCGCCGCCGCUCCCCCGCCCUAGCCGACCGCUUUCUCGACGACUUCCUCCGCCUCGCCGACGCGCACGGCUCCUUCCGUGCCGCUGCCAUCGCCCUCAAGCAGCACCUCGCGGCCGCCCAGGUCGCGAUCCGCCGCCGCGACGUGCAGCGCCUCCCGCCCUGCCUUCGCGCCCUGCGCCGCGCGGGAAAGGAGCUGGCCGAUCUCGCGGCGGCCGUCCGCGAGAUCAGGAGGAGGCCGCCGACCGCUUCUGCCGCAGGGGCAGUGACGGACGCCGAGGAGGUGGAGAUCGCCAGGGUGAUGUGGGAGGUCGCCGUCGCGGCUGCAGAUGCCUCGAGGGUGGUGUUCCUCGGUGUGGCGCAGAUGUCCAUGGCCGCGGCGUCGGCGGCGGAGGCAGUGACGCGUCGGUCCGCGUGGGCCGCCGCGGUGCUGAGGUGGAGGGAGAGAGCAAGGUCGAAGUCGUCGAACAAGAAGGUUUUGCGGGAGGAGGUGAUGACAGAAGAGGAGGAGCGGGAAUGGCGGAGGACGGCGUUGGAGAGGCUGGGGUCGGCGGAGGACGGCAUGGCGUCUUUGGAGAGCGGAUGCGAGCUGGUCUUCAAGUCGCUGGUCAACCUCAGAGUCACGCUCCUCAACGUUAUCACUCCCGCCACCUAAAUAUGUCUUUCGAAUAACAAGAAAUUAAAAGAAAAAUCGAAAUAUUGGCAAACUGGAACGCAUAUCAAAAUAUUACUGUCAUUAUUAUUUUGUAAAUAAAGAAAAAUCAUAUCAGUGGGCUGA